UGGGUACCAACUAUUUCGCUGCGCACUGCCGUGCGUUUGACCCAGGCGAGGAGGAGGAGGAGAAAAUUCCCCCCAGAUCCGGGCAGGUUCCAAUGCCGGCUGUAUUUCUGCCCUUCAGUCUGUCCUUAAGAUGAAGUUCUGACAACAUAAGGAGGGAGAAACAGCUCUGAAUCCUCUGAGGUCUUUCUGCAUUUUGGGCCUUGCACAACUACAGGCCUGUUGGAAAAAGGCAAACUAGUCCUGCUUACAGAAGAUUGGUCCUGCUUGACUUGCAGCGUCUGCAGAACUUAUGAGCCUGAGCUGAAGUGCCUUGCCCUGACGUGCACACAUCGUGCUUGGGCAAGCCAGCUCCACGCCCAGAUCAGAGAAUCAUUCCAGCUACACCAUGAGCCGAGUUCGGGAUGCUGGCUGUGUUGCCGCUGGGAUAGUAAUUGGGGCAAGUGCCUGGUACUGUGUUUACAAAUACACCAGGAGAAGAAACCAGACGAAGAAGAGACUGGCCAAGCCCAAGACAAGGGCUCUGGCUGGGACUGGAGCCAGGGCUAGAACCAGACUAAGGGCUGGAUUCACAAUAGACUUUGGGCCAGGAUUUCAUUCCCCAGCCCCAGUCCACACUGGUACAGAGGACAGGGCCCAGGAUGAAGCCUCAGCCCUGGACGCAGCUGCACUUGAGGUAGCAGUCCCAGCUGCAUCCAGUGCUGAGGCUCAGAGUGGGCCUGGGAGUCAGGCCCUGGAAGCAGAAGGGGCCUGGGUUGGGCCUCAGGCAAAAUCAGUAGUAGGAGCAGAAGUGGCUUCAACAAUGGCACCACCUCCCAGGGAGGCAGAGGCCUCCACAAUGGCAGGGGCUCCCAAACUGGCAAAUGCCCUUGGCACAGCAGAAGCUCCUAGGGCACCAGUGGUGCCUCCCAGGACACCAGCACCUACUGAAGCAGCAGAGGCUCCUGUACUAUCAGGGCUUUCUGAGGCUGCAGAGGCUCCCGGGACCCUGGAGUCCCCUAAAACAGCAGCAGCUGCCAAGAAAGUGACUCCUGGGGCUCAUACUGGGGCUAUACCUAAGGCCGGGUCAGCAACUGGAGCUGUACCCAAAGGUGGGGCCAAGGGUGGAACCAGGUCCCGGACUGGAGGCAAGGGCAAAGGCAAGAAAAACAGCAAGGUUGAAGUAGACCAAUUGGGGCUGGGAUUCCGCCCUGGGGAUGGGGCUGCAGCAGCUGCUGCAGCCUCUGCUAAUGGGGGACAGGCUUUCCUGGUAGAGGUCCCUGAUUCUGAGGAUGGGGAGUCUGGGUGGACUGACACAGAGUCGGAGUCAGACUCUGAGCCUGAAAAUCAGCAGAGAGGGAGAGGGAGGAGACCCUUUCCCAUGCAGAAGCGCCCCUUUCCUUAUGAUAUUGAUGAGAUUCUGGGUGUCCGUGAUCUCAGGAAAGUACUUGCUUUGCUUCAGAAAUCAGAUGAUCCUUUCAUCCAACAGGUAGCUUUGCUCACUCUGAGCAACAAUGCCAAUUAUUCAUGCAACCAAGACACAAUUCGUAAAUUGGGAGGCCUCCCAAUUAUUGCAAACAUGAUCAACAAAACUGAUCCCCACAUUAAGGAAAAAGCCUUAAUGGCCAUGAAUAACCUGAGUGAGAAUUAUGAAAAUCAGGACAGGCUUCAGGUAUACAUGAAUAAAGUGAUGGAUGAUAUCAUGGCCUCAAAUCUGAACUCAGCAGUACAGGUAGUUGGACUAAAAUUUUUAACAAAUAUGACUAUUACUAAUGACUACCAGCACCUGCUUGUUAAUUCUAUUGCAAACUUUUUUCGUUUGUUAUCUCAGGGAGGAGGAAAAAUCAAGGUUGAGAUUUUGAAAAUACUUUCAAAUUUUGCUGAAAAUCCAGAUAUGUUAAAAAAACUGCUCAGUACCCAAGUGCCAUCAUCAUUUAGUUCCCUCUAUAAUUCUUAUGUGGAAUCAGAAAUUCUUAUUAAUGCUCUUACUCUAUUUGAGAUCAUCUAUGACAAUCUCAGAGCAGAAGUAUUCAACUACAGAGAAUUCAAUAAAGGUUCUCUUUUUUAUUUAUGCACUACAUCUGGAGUGUGUGUUAAGAAAAUUCGAGCCUUAGCAGAUCAUCAUGACCUUUUGGUGAAAGUGAAAGUUAUAAAACUAGUUGACAAAUUCUGAUUGGUUAUGUGUCUUCAAAAGACUUGAGGAAAUUCCUUGGUUUUGCAGUCUGGAAGCAAUGAAAAUGGAAAG
This is a messenger RNA of Pteronotus mesoamericanus, 2221 nucleotides long. It is a transcript of the gene ARMCX2, whose product is annotated as armadillo repeat containing X-linked 2. The record is from RefSeq and is a predicted model, not a curated record. Gene Ontology annotation, molecular function: protein binding. Gene Ontology annotation, cellular component: mitochondrion. Lineage: Eukaryota; Metazoa; Chordata; Mammalia; Chiroptera; Mormoopidae. The transcript has 4 exons. The coding region runs from base 386 to 2149 and encodes 587 amino acids.